Messenger RNA from Cylindrotheca closterium, 444 nucleotides. The record is from the annotation of a GenBank genome assembly. NCBI's taxonomy places the organism in Eukaryota, Bacillariophyta, Bacillariophyceae, Bacillariales, Bacillariaceae.
AUGGUUUGGGGAAGCAUCAAGAACGCGAUCGGACUUGGCGAACCAGAAUUGCCAGAAGGCCCCACCAAGCUGCCUUCUUACUUUCCAGUCGAACCGAAGGGCUGCGAGAAACACUCUCAGAAGCUAUUCAAUUGCCUUGCAAAUGAGGCAACCACCAAAGCACGAGACAUGGAACGUGCUGGACUACACAAGUCUUAUUUCGCAGACGUGAAGGCGAAGGCAACAGAUGAAACUGCUGCAGCUGCGGUUUCAGAAGACCCUACGAAUCCCGACUUUCCAAAACAAGGCGACAAUCCUCUUGACGAAUGCAGAACAUUCUUGGCAUAUUACCAGCGAUGUUGUGAUCGGCAACUAAAGAAGAGAAAGAACUUUAUCCUGUUGGACCAUGUCCGUGUCCAAGACGAGUACCGAUACAAAGGUCCCAGUGUAGAAGAAGCAAAGUAG